Monodelphis domestica (gray short-tailed opossum) is the source of this 3368-nucleotide messenger RNA. It is a transcript of the gene ZNHIT6, whose product is annotated as zinc finger HIT-type containing 6. Gene Ontology annotation, biological process: box C/D snoRNP assembly; snoRNA localization; maturation of LSU-rRNA from tricistronic rRNA transcript (SSU-rRNA, 5.8S rRNA, LSU-rRNA). Gene Ontology annotation, cellular component: nucleus; pre-snoRNP complex. NCBI's taxonomy places the organism in Eukaryota, Metazoa, Chordata, Mammalia, Didelphimorphia, Didelphidae. The record is from RefSeq and is a predicted model, not a curated record.
CGGGCGGCUGGGGCGCGUGAAGACUCGUGGCCAGCGGCAUCACGUGGCCGGCGGCGCGCUGUUUAGAGGUCCCUAGUUCAUUUGCUCUCCGCAGCCCGGCUGCGAGAGCGGCGGAGCUACUGGGCCACGGACGCUGCGGCUCCGGGAGGGCAGCGGCAGCCCGGGACUAAGGGGGCGGGGGCGGGGCCCGAGCUUGGAGGCGGAGACAGAGACUGGGGCGGGGCCCGCAAAGAUAGCGCCGUGAUGGCCGAAGCGCGGGGCGGGGACCAGGACCCCGGGGACGGGCCCGGGGCCAAGUUGGGGAUGGGACUGGAGGUGAAGCUGGAGCCCGAGCAGGGAGGACUGGAGGUGAAGCUGGAGCUAGCGGGGGGAGUGGAGGCGAAGCUGGAGUGGGACGGGCUGCAGAUCAAGGUGGAAGUGAUGGACCAGCCGGGGGAGAUGGUGGAGGUGAAAACAGAAGGACUAGAGGUGAAGCAGGAGCUCAUAGAUGGAGUAGAGGUGAAACAGGAGCUCAUAGAUGGAGUAGAGGUGAAACAGGAGCUCAUAGAUGGAGUAGAGGUGAAACAGGAGCUCAUAGAUGGAGUUGAGGUGAAACAGGAGGUGAUAGAUGGAGUCCACGUGAAGCAGGAAUUGAUAGAUGUAGUUCAUGUGAAGCAGGAAUUGGUAGAUGAAGUAAAUGUGAAGCAGGAAUUGAUAGAUGAAGAGCAGGAAUUAAUAGACAGAGUACACGUGAAACAGGAAUUGAUAGAUGAAGUAUCCGUGAAGCAGGAAUUAAUAGACGGAGUAAACGUGAAGCAGGAAUUGGUAGAUGAAGUACAGGUGAAGCAAGAAUUGGUAGAUGGAGAGCAGGAACAGAUGAACAGAGUAGAGGUGAAGCAGGAAUUUAUGGAUGGAGUGAAGGUGAAGGAAGAAUUUAUAGAUAGAGUAUGUGUGAAGGAGGAGUUUAUAGAUGGAAUAGAGGUGAAGAAGGAAUCUGUUGAACUAGAUGUGAAGGAGGAAUUUUUAGAUGGGCUGAUGGGAAGUAGAUGGGAAAUGAAAGAGGAGAUGUUUGACUGGUUAGAGGAGAAGCAGAUAGGUAUUCCAGUGGGGAGCAAAAUGGAGGUGAAGGAAGAGGUGGUAGGAGAAGAAAUGAGGACAGAUGAAGUAAUAGGAGAAAUAAAGGUAAAAGAGGAAAUGCCAGAUGAGGUGAGAAUGGAGGAGGAGAUGAUGGGUGAAGCAGAAGUGAAAGAGGAGGUGGUUAUUAGUGAAGCAGAAGUGAAGGAAGAAGAAGUGAUGGGUGAAGCAGAAAUGGAGGAGGUGAUGGGCAAAGCAGAAGUGAAGAUGUUAGGUGGAUUGAAAAUGAAAGAAGAGAUAAUGGAUGGAAUGCAAAUGGAGGAGGAGCAGGAGCAGAUAAUAGAUGGAAUUCAUAUCAAGGAGGAGAUGGGAGGAAUGGAAGAAGAGAAGAUGAUGGAGAGCAGAAUGGAGGAAAAGGAAGAAACAGUUGAGGUGAAGAUGAAGACAAAAGUAGAGGUCAAGACAGAAGUGAAGGAGAAUGGAAUGGAAGUGAAGAUAGAAAUGGAUAUGGAGAAAGAGGAGGUAAAGGAAGAAGAAAUGGAUGGAGCCUUAGUGAGGGAAGAUGGAGCAGAGCUAACAGAGGAACAGGAGCCACAUAGAGAGCCUCGAGUAGGCAGCAAACGGAAGCUGGCCAUGUCAAGCUGUGAAACAUGUGGUAUGGAAGAAGCAAAGUACAGAUGUCCACGUUGUAUGAAAUGUUCCUGCAGUUUAGCCUGUGUGAAGAAACACAAAACAGAACUUACAUGCAGUGGAAUUCGAGAGAAGACAGCAUUUGUUUCAUUAAAACAGUUUACUGAAAUUAAUCUUCUGAGUGAUUAUAGGUUUUUGGAAGAUAUAGGAAGAUCAGCUGACUACAUUGCUAGAGAUAUUUUCUUGAAAAGACCCUCAACGAAUAGAAUUUUAAAUUACAUGAAAAACCGAGCACGAAGACACAAUAUCGACUUAAGAAUUUUACCAAUUGGCUUCACCAAAAGAAGAGAGAAUUCAACAAUGUUUGAUAGGAAAGAGCAGCGCUUUUAUUGGCAUCUGAAACUCCUGUUUCCUCAGAGUCAUGCCGAAUAUGUGGAAAAGGGAGUACCUGGUGAUAAGAAACUUCAUGAAAUUUUAAGAACCUACAUUGAUCCUGAAAAAUCUGAUCCUGUAAUUCGUCAAAGGUUAAAAGUUUAUGUCUUUUCUGAGACUGGAGUACAAAUUUUGAUGAAGAUUGAAAAUAUGCAGCAUAACUUAGUAAGGUAUUAUGAACUGGAUCCUUGUAAAAGUCUCAUAGACAAUUUGAAAGACAAAGUGGUGAUUGAGUACCCAACAUUACAUGUGAUAUUGAAAGGAUCUAAGAAUGACAUGAUAAUCCUCGGCCAAGAGAGAAAUGAAUCCACUGAGAAUUUUGGCAAUGAAAAUCCAGCACUUUCUUCUGAGGAAGAAGGUGAAAUCCAAGAGAGUUCCUGAGGAAUAUGCAUUGGAAGUCUGCUUUGGGAAAGGAGGUUUUGAGUUUUGUUUUGUUUUUUAAUUUAAUUUUUUUAAUUGCUAUAAUUUUUUUUGUCCCAGUUUUCAUGUGAGGUGCCCAGUCAAGUUGCAAGUUUUUUCCUUUUCCUUUGAUCUUCUUAGAACUAAUCUUCCUAUUUUCAAAUGCUUAGUAUAACAGAUAUAACUUUAUUAGUUGAUAUCUAACCAUUACUUAGAUAUUUUGAAGCAAGGAGACUCAGAUUCUUGCUAGCCAAUGAAAGAUUGGGUGGGUAAACUAUAUGGCUAAAAGAAUCUGGCUCCUUGUGGGUUCAGUUAUUAAUGUGUAUAAAUUGAUCCUGGAGCAAUAAUCCAUGGUUUUGGGGGGGGGUUAAACUUCAUUUGUAUCUUUCUAUCUUGAGGGAAGGAAAAAAUAAUAAUAUAUAACUGGGUAGUUCAAUCUGCAAGGCACCUAAUGUAAUUAAAUGGGGACUUUGAUAAAAUGUCUGAAGAAACAGCAGUUCCUACUGCUUAAGCCCCUGUUAUACUUGCUCUCCUUAUUAGAAAUUACAAAUGUAUAAUGCCAUCUUCACUUCCAUCACCACCAUGUACGACUUCUCAUUAAUUUCAUUAAAGUGUAUACAGAAUAGUUGGGUUUUGCAAUCUAUUUUUCAUUCCUAGCAGUACCUGAAAAACUUGGAAUCUGUGCUAGAGAAAUGUACAUAUGUGUAUUUAUUAUAGACAUUUAAAAUUUUUAUCACAUGAUAUCUUUGUACUUCUUAUGAUUUCACUUGUUGGAAUUACAAAGUUUUCCUAAUUUUGCUGGAAUUUCUUAAGUUGUGAAAUGGCUGUAUAGAUUAAAGGAUUAUACAUCUGUA